Molecule: messenger RNA, 3637 nt
Organism: Solanum dulcamara
Lineage: Eukaryota; Viridiplantae; Streptophyta; Magnoliopsida; Solanales; Solanaceae
Product: kinesin-like protein KIN-UC
Exons: 22
Coding region: 213-3467 (1084 amino acids)
Biological process (GO): microtubule-based movement
Molecular function (GO): microtubule motor activity; ATP binding; microtubule binding
Source: RefSeq, a predicted model, not a curated record
AAACUUUCAACUCUCUUUUUAUAGUAGUACUUUACUUGUCAAUCAAUUUCAAAAAAUUGUACGUGCCGGCCUCUUCUAUGUUUCUCCAUUAACAAUAUUUUUUUUUUCUUCACAAAAAACGUGAAUCCCUCUUCUCUAUGUUCUUCUUCAUCAAUUUCUGAAUCAUUUUCACCAUUUUUUGGUUUGUGGGUAUUGUUCAUUUCUUGAAAAAAAUGGCGAGUUCUAGUGCUACUACUGGUAGACCAUCAUCUUCACAUAGGUCCGAAAGGUUACCUCCUCAUCAUGCUGCUAAUAAUAAUGGUUAUGGAAGAAAUGGGGUUGCUAAUUUUAGUGUUAAUAGCCAACAACAGCAGCAGCAAUCGCAAAAUUUGCGUUCGAAAAAUUCAUCAGUUAAUUCAAGGCGUUCUGUUACACCCACUUCACGAACUCGCUCUCCUCCUCAGGAGAAUGACCCAGAACCUGCAAGAGUUAGAGUUGCCAUCAGAGUUCGACCAAGAAAUGCCCAGGAGCUUUCAGAUGCUGAUUAUGCGGAUUGUGUUGAACUGCAGCCUGAGCUCAAGAAGUUAAAGUUGAGAAAAAACAACUGGAAUUCUGAGUUUUACAAGUUUGAUGAAGUUUUUGCUGAAAGUGCAUCACAAAAGCGCAUAUAUGAGACAGUUGCAAAGCCUGUAGUUGAGAGCGUGUUGAAUGGGUAUAAUGGGACAGUUAUGGCUUAUGGUCAAACAGGUACUGGCAAGACUUAUACACUUGGUAGAUUGGGUAAAGAUGAAGUAUCAGAGCGUGGCAUCAUGGUUAGAGCUUUGGAGGACAUUAUUGUCAAUACAACCCCCACAUCUGAUAGUGUGGAAAUGUCGUUUUUGCAGUUGUACAUGGAGUCUAUCCAAGAUUUACUUGCUCCUGAAAAGAUAAACAUUCCAAUUGUCGAAGAUGCUAAGACUGGAGAAGUAUCUGUCCCUGGUGCUACAGUUGUUAAGAUUCAGGACCUUGACCAUUUCUUGCAACUACUGCAAAUAGGAGAAGCCAACCGUCUUGCAGCAAAUACCAACUUAAAUACCGAAUCAUCACGUAGCCAUGCCAUUCUUAUGGUUAACAUCCAUAAAUCUGUUAAAAAUGAUGAAGAAACCGGCUCAUCUUUUCAAGCGAAAGACAGCAAAACUGAUAGACAUGGCAAUCAGAUGCCUAUUGUUCGUAAAAGCAAGCUACUAAUAGUUGAUCUUGCAGGAUCAGAGCGAAUAGACAAAUCUGGGAGUGAAGGUCGCUUGUUGGAAGAGGCUAAGUUUAUUAAUCUGUCUCUUACUUCUCUGGGAAAAUGUAUAAACGCACUGGCUGAGAACAGUCCUCAUAUACCUACAAGAGAUUCUAAACUAACACGACUUCUUCGUGAUUCAUUUGGAGGUUCUGCUCGAACCUCACUCAUAAUAACCAUUGGACCAUCUUCUCGACACUAUCCAGAGACCACAAGCACAAUAAUGUUUGGACAAAGGGCCAUGAAAAUAGUUAACAUGGUGAAGUUGAGAGAAGAAUUUGAUUACGAGAACUUAUGCCGGAAACUAGAGACUCAAGUGGAGCACCUCACCGUGGAGGUUGAUAGGCAGCAAAAGUUUAGGGAAAAUGACCGAAUGGCCAUGGAAAAAAAACUAAGAGAGUGUCAAAAGUCAUUUACCGAAACAGAAAGAAGUAUAGUUGCCAGGUCCGAGUUUCUAGAGAAAGAAAAUAGUUGCCUGGUGUCAGAUAUGGAAAAUCUGUUGGAGGAGUUGAAUUGCCAGAAGCAACAGAUCAAUUCGAUGAAGAAUGAGAAUUUGAAGCUAGAAUCAGAUUUGAAGAAUAACAAGCUUCUGGAGAAGGAGAAUGGUUGUUUGAAAUUGGAGUUGGAAAACGUGCUGAAAGAAUUCAACCGAGACAAAAAUCAUAAUAAUUUGUUGCAGAAUGAGGUUGCACGCCUACAAAUGAGUUUAAAACAUAGCAAGCAACAACAAUCUGAGAAUUCAUCAUAUCAGAAAGUACUUGCUGAGAACACCCAAAUGCACGAAAAGAAGAUAACUGAUCUGAUGAAGCAAUUACAAGAUGAGCGUGCUCGCUGUGAAAGUGCUGAACAACAAUUAGAACUGACGAAGGAGCAAUUAACUGGCCUUCAGGAAUUAAUGCAGCAUCAUCAGAAGGAAGCAUCUAUAUAUCAGAAGGAACUUGCAGACACUACACUGAUGUAUGAGGAGAAAAUAGCACAAUUAGAACAACAACUAAAAGAUGAGCAUGCUCGUGUUGAAAAUGCGAAGGAACAACUUCAUGCAAUUGAAGAACAAUUUACAGAUCAUGAAACCUCAACGAAGAUUCAGAGGGAAAAAGAGUCAGGUGCACUUAGAUCAAAAUUAGAAGAAAUGAAUCACCUUUAUGAGCCAACUGUGAAGGAACUUCAAGCAUUAAAAACAGAAUAUCAGGUUCUUCUAUCAGAAAAGAGAGAAUUGCAUGACGAACUUCACAAUGUGAGACAAACACUACUAAUUGAGGAAAAGCGAAGGAAAGCUGCUGAAAAUGAGCUGUUUAAUAUAAAGAAGCUUGUACCUGAGAGUGAAGAUGGCUUUGAGGAGAAGAAGUCAUAUAUGAAGCAAUAUACACCCAGUAGAUCAUUCAAUAUGCACAGAUCAACUGAAUCAAGAGAAAGAAUUUUUGCCCAUCAGAACACAAUGUCAAAGAUAAUUGAAGAAGUUGGCAUCCAGAAGAUAAUCUCUUUGUUGUCAUCAGUUGAUUUGGACGUCCAGAUCCAUGCUGUGAAAGUGGUAGCCAAUCUUGCAGCUGAAGACAGCAAUCAGGAAAAGAUUGUGCAGGAAGGUGGUUUAGAUGCACUUCUCAUGCUGCUACAAUCAUCCCAAAAUGCAACUAUACUCAGAGUGGCUUCUGGAGCUAUUGCCAAUUUGGCAAUGAAUGAAAUGAAUCAAGGAUUGAUAUCAAGUAAAGGAGGUGCUCAACUUUUAGCCAAUACAGCUGUCAAAACUGAAGACGCCCAAACUCUUCGAAUGGUAGCAGGGGCAAUUGCAAAUUUGUGUGGAAACGAAAAGUUACAUGUUACAUUAAGGGAAGAUGGAGCUGUCAAAGCAUUGUUAGAAAUGGCUAGAUCUGGAAAUAUUGAAGUCAUUGCACAGGUUGCCAGAGGAUUGGCUAACUUUGCAAAGUGUGAAUCGCGAGGAACAAUUCAAGGACAUAGGAAAGGCCGUUCUACUCUUAUGGAAGAUGGUGUACUGAGAUGGUUGAUAACCAACUCUAACAGUGCUUCUUCUUCCACUAGGCGCCACAUUGAGCUUGCUCUCUGCCAUUUGGCACAAAAUGAGGGUAAUGCUAGAGAUUUCGUGUCAAGUGGAGCGUUGGAUGAAAUCGUACGAAUAUCAAACGAAUCUUCACGAGAGGAUAUUCGCAAUUUGGCUAAGAAGACACUAAAGUUGAGCUCUACAUUUCAAGCUCAGAUAAGAGCAUAGUGAAUGCAAUACUUCACCAAUAUAAGGGAAUCCCAGUUUUUUGAGUCUACAGAAGUAGGGCAUUAUGAAGUACCCUCUUUUACUCAUGUAUUUACAACAAUCUUGUAAGUAGCCCAACAAAAUGUAACUAAGAUGCUUUAUGAUAUUGUAAAUUAUAUACCAUUCUUAUA